This is a messenger RNA of Lepisosteus oculatus (spotted gar), 5307 nucleotides long. The record is from RefSeq and is a predicted model, not a curated record. NCBI's taxonomy places the organism in Eukaryota, Metazoa, Chordata, Actinopteri, Semionotiformes, Lepisosteidae.
UGGGAGAUUCCUUAACGUUUCCCCUCCGUAAAACUCUCUUUCCCAGAGUCCCCCCCUCGCGUGGGAUGGUUUGUUUUUCAGGUGACGCAGCGGAGCGGCGUUACUGGGACAUGGAAGAUGGCGAGUUUGGAGAUAGCUGCGGAGCACGAACGAAUCCUGCGGGAGAUCGAGAGUACGGACACCAACUGCAUCGGACCCACACUCCGGUCCGUGUACGAUGGCCAGGAGCAUGGGCUCUUCAUGGAAAAGCUGGAAGGGCGCAUCAAGAACCACGACCGCGAGAUUGAGAAGAUGUGCAACUUCCACUUCCAGGGCUUUGUGGACUCCAUCACUGAGCUGCUCAAAGUGCGCGGGGAGGCCCAGAAGCUCAAGAGCCAGGUGAUCGACACCAACAGGCUGCUGCAGGACGAUGGGAAAGAGCUCGUGCAGACGCUGGAGGAGCUGAAACAGUGCCGCCUGCAGCAGAGGAACAUCGCCACCACGAUAGACAAGCUGACGCUGUGUCUACCAGUCCUGGAGAUGUACGGCAAACUGCAGGAGCAAAUGAGAACCAAGAGGCACUAUCCUGCCCUGCGCACCCUGGAGCAGCUGGAGCGCGCCUGCCUGCCGAGGGUCAGUCAUUACCGCUUCUGCACCAUCAUGGCCGAGAACAUCCCCCGCCUGCGCGAGCAGAUCAGGGACGUGUCCAUGUCCGACCUCAAGGACUUCCUGGAAAGCAUCCGCAAGCACUCGGACAAGAUUGGAGAGACCGCCAUGAAACAGGCGCAGCUGCAGAGGAACCUGGACAGCGCUGUGUCUCGCCAGCAGAGGGUGGGCAGCGGCCGGCGUGCCAGGAAGGAGGGGGGACUGGGCACCGAGCUGGACGGCCAGGGCUGCAGCCCCCUCUCGGAACAGGAUUCGGGGAUACUGGAUGUAGAGGAUGAGGAGGAGGAGGAGGUGCCUGGAGCCCAGGAGCUGGUGGACUUCUCUCCUGUUUACCGCUGUUUACACAUUUACACCGUGCUGGGAGCCAGGGACACCUUUGAGACCUACUACAGGAAACAGAGGAGGAAACAGGCUCGUCUAGUCCUACAGCCUCACUCUAACAUGCACGAGACACUGGGAGGCUACAGGAGAUACUUCAAUCAGAUCGUGGGGUUUUUCGUGGUGGAGGAUCACAUCUUGCACACGACACGGGGCCUGGUGAACCGGGCGUACGUGGACGAGCUGUGGGACUUGGCUCUCUCCAAAACCAUCGCGGCGCUGAGGACGCAUUCGUCUUAUUGCACUGAUCCCAACCUGGUCCUGGAUCUGAAGAACCUCAUUGUGCUCUUCGCUGACACGCUGCAGGGCUACGGCUUCCUGGUCAACCAGCUUUUUGACAUGCUUCUGGAGAUCCGGGACCAGUACAGCGAGAUCCUGCUCAAGAAGUGGAACCAGGUCUUCAGGGAAAUCCUGGACCAGGAUAACUACAGCCCAAUCCCCGUAUCCAGUGAGGAGGAGUACAGGCGUAUCGUGGGACAGUUCCCUUUCCAGGACCCUGAGCUGGAGAAGCUGCCCUUCCCAAAGAAGCUCCCCUUCUCUGCGUUUGUGCCCAAAGUGUACAGCCAGCUGAAGGAGUUCAUCUACGCCUGCCUGAAGUUCUCUGAGGAUCUGCACCUCAGCUCCACAGAAGUGGAUGACAUGAUCCACAAGUCCACCAACCUGCUGCUGAGCCGGACGCUGAGCCACUGUCUGCAGUACGCCAUCAAGAAGAAGAACGUGGGCCUGACGGAGCUGGUCCAGAUCAUUAUAAACACCACUCACCUGGAGCAGUCCUGCCACUUCCUGGAGGAGUUCAUCUCCAACAUCACCAAUGUGCCACCUGACACUGUCAAUGCCACCAAGCUCUAUGCCACCUCCACCUUUAAGGACGCGCGGCACACGGCGGAGGAGGAGAUCUACACCAACCUCAACCAGAAGAUCGACCAGUUCUUGCAGCUGGCCGACUAUGACUGGAUGGCGCCGGCGGGCGGUGGGAAGGCCAGCGACUACCUGAGCGACCUCAUCGCCUUCCUGUGCAGCACCUUUGCAGUCUUCACACACCUGCCUGGAGCAGUGAUUGAACAUGCCACCAUGCCGGGCAAGGUGGCCCAGACAGCCUGCAUGUCGGCCUGCAAGCACCUGUCCACCUCGCUGCUGCAGCUGCUGCUGGAGGCCGGUGUCCGUCAGGUGUCCAUGGGCGCCCUGCAGCAGUUCAACGAGGACGUCAAGGAGUGCGAACGCUUUGCCAGUUCGGGGCCAGUGCCUGGAUUUCAGGGGGACACUUUGUUGUUGGCGUUCAUCGACUUGAGACAACUCCUGGACCUCUUCACUCAGUGGGAUUGGUCCACGUACCUGGCUGACUAUGGGCGCCCCAAUUGCAAAUACCUGCGGGUGAACCCCCACACCGCCCUGGCCCUGCUGGAGAAGAUUUCCAGAGCGAUGAGGGACACGAGCCGGAAGAACAACGUGUUUGCGCAGUUCCGCAAGAACGAGCGCGACAAGCAGAAGCUGAUCGACACCGUGGUCAAGCAGCUGCGCGGCCUGAUCCAAGCCCACCAGUCCUGAGCCCCCCGCCCUGCCUCUGCUGUUCCCAGGGGAGCUGCGUCUCUCCUCCCGGAGCCCCCAGCGCUCCCCGCUCCUGCCCUCUGGAGGCCGGGGUGCUCUGUGAGCUGGAAUCCACUCUCUGCUGAACCUCUGGAGGCCCGCAGGGGCCCUGGCCCUUCCCCGCGGAGACCUGCGUCUCUGCACACUCAUGCUGUGAGCGCAGCUUGCUUCCCUGCUCUGCUCAGACGGCACGAGAAAGAGCAACAGAAAUAAACUCUUCGCUACCUUUGUACAGCAGCAGAUAUUCCCAGUACCCCUCUACAGCACCGUGCUGAGGAGGGAUAUCCUCCUGCUAGGAGUACGAAUCAGUACAGACUAAUACCGAAACUGCAGUCUUCCCACAGAAUGGCCUUGUCAGCUCGGAGCACCAGGCAGCUGGGUCCUGGGUUUGAGUGUUGUUGGGUGCUUUCUACAUUCAGCACAAAGUUGUCUUUUUUUUCCUUGGGAGUGCCAUGUUUUGUCUCGUGUGUGGCUGCAUGUUUUAUAGUGUCAUCUUCAUAAUGCCCUCAGCAUAGGUUCUUUGGCUUCUCAAAUUAAAAGGUUAUAUAGCAAUAUUGCAUUGUUGCUCGUAGUGCAGGAUGAUAAACAGUGCUACAGUGUAUAGAUUUCACUUUCAAUGUUCAAGUAACUUAUUGAAAUAUUCACUCCCUUAUUUACACCUUGGAGGUCAGCAGCACAUGAUGUUUAAAUGCUGCAGUCUCCCUUGCCUACAAAUAUCUUUGAUAAAGUAGCCAAAGAAACAGAAGACAAACAUAUCUGCUGGCAUUUAGAAAAACUAGAAUAUCAAUUGGGUGAUGAAUCAGGCAGAGAGAUAUUUCCCAAAUUUUACAGCACUUCUUUCCAAGUGCUGACAGUAUAUAGUUCCCAGUCCUAAAAUGGAAUCACACAAGUUAUCCUGUUUGUGCAGUGAAAUUCCAUUCCCAUUCCCUCCUCACACGCUCAAACACAUGCUGCAGCUGGCCAAGGUCUUGCUCUCUGAUUAAUCCAGGGAUACUGCAUAGCACAACCAUAAGAACUUUUCUCUCUUCUUUAUUUGAAAAACUGCUUCAAUGCUAGCAGUUGGACUGUCAGCGUGUGCUAAAGCUGCUGCUGUCAAUAAGCUUCAGAGAUACUCCUUUUCAGAGGUUUUAAAAAGCUGCCUCUGGCCUGGGAGGAUGGCAGUAAGUGAAGAGCGGAAGCUCAUGGGAACGGCAGCACGCAGAGAGCCGUUGUGCGUGUCGGCAGGGCAGAAGAACCGCUGAGCUGAACCUCUGCCUUCCAGACCAACACGACCAGCUGCGGACCACUGUCUAACCAACAGGCAGAGUGCCUGGGCCCUGGCUUUGCACUCUUCAUCUUGUAAUUAUUUAUAGAUAUUAUAAGGCAUUGAAAGCACAUGCUGACAAGGAGCAGACAGAAGGGACUGAAGACAAGGCUGCAUUAGCUCAGUGUCGGUGAGGUCUCCCCAUCACUCCCGCUUGCUGGAGGCUUUAUGGGCCACAUCUUUUUCCCUGUAAGCACACUGGCUUCUGGGUAGGUUCCCCUGGACUAGGAAAAGUGCAGCUCUUCCACGCUUCUCCGGCACUCUGGAAAGCAGGAUGAGGUCCGGCGGGUCGGGGGAGAGACACACACCUGCAGUGCUGACCGCUGUGCUGCAGCACUGGGAACUCAAGCAUGAGGGUAUCUCUGUGCCAUUUGUUUACCUUGGAUAAUGAUGGACUCAGGGGAUGGGGGACAAGUACAAGUAUAUAAAGUACAAGCACAGCAACAAAAAGAAAAAAAAAUUGAGAUUUUUGUAUUGUGUGUGCUAUGAAUGUGGGUACAAAGCUUGAUUAGGGAAUUCUGCACUGGUCUGCAUUGUAGCCUUCAGGAUAAGGGAUGCCUGGCAAUGAAAAUUGGAAUUUAAGGGCUGUUUUUUAUUGUUUCCCAGCUUGGAAGUUUAUUUUUAUCAUCCUUCUCUUCUUUCAAAGUCAGCACUGUGUGAUAUCUGCCUAGAAUAGGCAGCCAAAUAAAAGGGAUGCUGUAUGAGUGCGAAGAACAAAACUGCUCGGAUAUGAUCCAGAUUUCUAGCCCCCCUGAAGAUCACAGCUUCCACAGCUCAUAUGUGCCAGAAGUCAGCUUUCCAGUGUGUGACUCUUGUGGGGUUUGUGUUUGCUUGGUGUCACAGACAUUUUGAUUAUUCUGAAUUCUUCUUUUAUUACUGAUGUUUCAAACUCUGUCUUCCCUUUUCUUAUGAUGACAACAGAAGACAGGACAUCUGUUAUGAUACCGGUUUGUUUUUCUUUUGUUUUUGUACAUACAGUAUACAGUAUGAGGAGAGAGAUGUUUGGAUUGAUUGUUUGAAGCUGUGGGUAAACUUGUGUAUGUGCCUUGAUCAUUUCUGAUGGUGAUCUUUUGCCUUUUUAUUCUGGACUUGGGGUGUGCAGUUCUGGGAUGUACCUGGAGUCAAUGUUAUUGAUCUUUCUGAUAAAGAUAAAAGGGAACUAAAACUGGGAUGUGAAGGCCACUGCAUCAGAGAAGCACACUGGACAAUAGGUGAUCCCAAAGAAACAGCGCAGAAACAUUACCAUUGCAUGCUGCCACAUUGGAGGAUCGUGGAUUGUUUUAAGUCUCUCUGUUAAUGUACUUCCAAUGUCCAGGGGCAGACUGCAAUUUGUACUACAUUAAACCACUAAUUACCCUGGGUGUCAUGAUACUAAUAAAGUUUGAAAUAAACAUACA